Molecule: messenger RNA, 751 nt
Organism: Telopea speciosissima
Lineage: Eukaryota; Viridiplantae; Streptophyta; Magnoliopsida; Proteales; Proteaceae
Product: auxin-responsive protein SAUR71-like
Exons: 1
Coding region: 105-497 (130 amino acids)
Biological process (GO): response to auxin
Source: RefSeq, a predicted model, not a curated record
ACCACACCUCUUCACUUCUCGCUCUCUCUCUCUCUCUCCCUCUCUCCCUCGCAACACUCCCUGCUUCUCCCUAUUUCCUCCUCUUCGCUUUCUCUCUUCCAGCGAUGAAGCAGCUCAUCAGACGUCUUUCCCGAGUGGCCGAUUCCUCGCAGUACUGUCUUCUCCGUUCGGAAUCAAGAACCGCCUCCCGAAAUCGCCGGUGCGAAUCUUUCAGAAACACCAGAGAUCGUCGAUCAGGCGUUCCUCAAGGGCAUCUACCUGUGUUCGUCGGUGAAGAGAUGGAGCGAUUCGUGGUCAGUGCUGAGUUCUUGCAUCACCCGAUCUUCGUGGAACUACUCAAGAAAUCAGCUCAAGAGUAUGGUUAUGAACAGAAAGGCGUGCUUAGGAUCCCCUGUGGUGUCCUCGUCUUUAAACGAGUUCUUGAAGCGUUAAAAGAUGGAAGUGAAACUAGAGACUUUGAAGAGCUCCUCCGCGCUUUCUCUACUGAUUUCAUCUAAUCUUCUCUCUCUCUCUCUUUUGCUCAUCUUUUUUUGUUUUCUUUGUUUAAUUUCCCCCUUUGUCUUUUCCGGAGAUCAGAUCUUUGUGUGUAUAUACUCUCCGGCCAUGAAAAGGAGGUAGUGAAAUUAGGGCUUUUAGGGGGUUUUUUUUUUUCCUUUUCUUUCUGUGAAGCUGUUUCUUGAUGGUGUAGUAGGUUUUACUGUAAAGAUCAAAUUCUACAAGAACAGAAAUCCAGAUUACUAGUUUGCCCUAA